AUGACGGUAGCAGCGGGAAUCGGUUACGCUCUGGUAGCGUUAGGACCCUCUCUCUCCCUCUUCAUUUCCGUCAUUUCCAAAAAGCCCUUCCUCAUUCUCACUGUUCUCUCCAGUACACUCUUGUGGCUUAUCAGUUUGAUUGUGCUAUCUGGAAUAUGGAGGGGGUUUUUGCCCCUAAAUACAACAGCUUGGUGGCCUUUUGGAAUUCUAAUAUUCUCAUCUGUUACUUUUCAAGAAGGCCUCAGGCUUUUCUUCUGGAAAAUAUACAAGAGAUUAGAAGAUAUGUUAGAUGCCUUUGCUGACAGAGUAUCAAAACCACAUCUUCUCCUCACAGAUAAGAUGCUGAUUGCUCUGGCUGGUGGGUUGGGUCACGGUGUUGCCCAUGCUGUGUUCUUCUGCAUCAGUCUAUUAACUCCUGCAUUUGGUCCAGCAACAUAUUUUGUUGACAGGUGUUCAAAAGUUCCAUUUUUCCUUCUUUCUGCGAUUAUUGCUCUUGCAUUUGUCACAAUCCACACUUUCUCAAUGGUCAUCGCAUUUAAUGGGUACACAGAGGGGAACAAAUUGGAUCGAUAUUUUGUUCCCAUUGUUCACCUUGUUGCAGGAAUGGUGACUCUGGUGAAUCUGGCGCCUGGUGGUUGCACUGUUGGCAUUCCUCUUCUUUAUUUCAUUGCUAUCUUGACCUUGGUUCAUUGUGGGAGGAUGGUUUGGAGACGAUUGACGGAAAACCCAAUCAGGCCAGGUCUCUCAUAG
Messenger RNA from Sphenostylis stenocarpa, 750 nucleotides. NCBI's taxonomy places the organism in Eukaryota, Viridiplantae, Streptophyta, Magnoliopsida, Fabales, Fabaceae. The record is from the annotation of a GenBank genome assembly.